AGGUAAAACCCGAAAAGCGACGAAGCUCUUUCCCGCCGGCGUCCGAGAAGCUGAACUCGGCGCUCGCCGGACGCAAACCGCGGGCUGCGAUGCCAUCUGGAGGAAGCGACUGAAGCCGCGGCCGCCCGCCCCCGGGGCCCCCGGACGUGACCGCGAGCCCAGCCAGUGGCGCUCGGCCUCCGCUGGAGCCACCACCACCACCACCAACAACAACAACUACAGCGACGGCGGUGUUGUUGUUGCUGUUGUUGUUUAGCGGACACGUGUCGAUGCUGAGGAGGUAGCGCGGUCGGCCCCGCCAUGGACGCGACGAAGCUGGAGCAGGACGCCGUGAAGUUCGCGCGCCUCGGCGUGGUCAGAGACGAGGGCGGCGAGUACGGGGAGGCCGUCUUCUUCUACAAGGAGGCUGCCCAGGCCCUGCUGUACGCCCUGCAGGCUGGCUCGCGGGCAGAGCGCUUGGCCGAGAAGGCGCACGAGUACCUCGACCGCGUUGAAGUGCUGCAGGCCACGGUCCAGGCCAGUUCAGGACAGAGGGGGCAGCUGAAGUCGGCCCAGCAGGUGGCGACGGAGCGAGCGUACUUCCUGUGCAAGAAGGCGUUCGAAGCGGAGGAGAAGAACAAUGAGGAGGAAGCGGCAGACCUCUACAAGAAGACCAAGGAACUGUGCAUCAACACGAAAAAUGCCACCGCAGAUAAAGAUCUACAGAGUAAACUGAACAAGCUAGCCGAACAGGCUGAAGAGAGGGCGGAGAAGCUUAAGGGCGCUUCGAACGUGGCGGCCGUGCACUCGGAGAGCGACGGGGCGCAGCGGUACCCCUCGCAGCCCGUCCGCCGGGUGCCCCCCCUGGGCUUUGACUUCAACAAUGAGGGGGGCGGCCGGGGGCCCGCGGGUCCCGGGAGGCCCGGAGGCGGCCGGGGCCCUGGGGGUCCCUCAAAGCCACAUGGCCCGCCGCCGUCGGCGACCGAGUCGUACAGGGACGAGGAGAUCACGGUGCUCAGGACAACUUCGCUCAUCAACGGCUUGAAGUACGUGCCUUUCUUGGAAUUGGAUCUCAAGGAACGUUUUGCGUUCCCGAUACCGUUCAGUGAUGAGCACGGGAAGCUGGCACUGGCUCCCAAGCAGAAGGACAGGUUUGCUCGAUGGGUGCGGCCAUCAGAUAUCUGCACCAACCCCACUGUUAUCUACGCCAUCUCAAGCUUCAGCAUCAAGCAGACGGUGGUGUCAGACUGCUCCUUCGUGGCGUCUCUGGCCAUCAGUGCAGCCUACGAGCGCCGCUACAAGAAGCAGCUGAUAACCAGCAUCAUCUUCCCCCAAAACAAGCGAGGAGAGCCCGAGUACAAUCCCUGCGGCAAGUACAUGGUCAAGCUGCACAUUAACGGCGUCGCCAGGAAGGUCAUCAUUGACGACUACUUGCCAGUGGACCACAGCGGGGAGCUCCUGUGCUCCUACUCCACCAACCACAACGAGCUGUGGGUCUCGCUCAUUGAGAAGGCCUAUAUGAAGGUGAUGGGAGGCUACGACUUCCCUGGUUCCAAUUCUAACAUCGACCUGCAUGCGCUGACCGGCUGGAUUCCGGAGCGCAUUUCCAUGCACUCGGAGCACCAGCUCUUCAACAAGGAGGCCACCUUCAACAUGCUCCAUCAGCGGUUUCACCACGGGGACGUCCUCAUCACCAUAGCCACAGGAGUGAUGACGGAUGAAGAGGGGGAGCAGAGAGGCUUGGUCCCCACGCAUGCAUAUGCAGUGCUGGACAUUCGCGAGGCACAGGGCGUGAAGUUCCUGCAGCUGAAGAACCCGUGGAGUCACCUGCGCUGGAAGGGCCGCUACAGUGAGCGCGACGAGAAGAACUGGACUCCGGGCCUUCAAAAGGCCUUGAACUACGACCUAAAGAAAGCGCAGAAGACAGACGAUGGUGUGUUUUGGAUUGACUGGGAGGCUGCCUGCGCAUUUUACGAUGUGAUCUACCUCAGCUGGAACCCUUCCAUCUUCCCGGAGACGACCUGUCUGCACAGCCAGUGGAGCUCGGAAAAGGGCCCCGUGCGAGACGCGUACAGCCUGGGCAACAACCCCCAGUACCGCCUGGAGGUGCAGUGUCCCCAGGGAGGGGCUGCGGCCGUGUGGGUGCUGCUCACCCGGCACAUCACCGACAAGGACGACUUUGCGGAGAACAAGGUGUUUUUCACGCUCCUGGUUUACAAGACCAACGGGAAAAAGAUCUACUACCCCAGUGACCCAGCGCCGUACAUCGACGGCAUCCGCAUUAACAGCCCCCACUACCUGACCAAGCUGACCGUCAAGGACCCGGGCAAGACGGUGUACACGCUCGUGGUGUCGCAGUACGAGAAGCACAACACCAUCCAGUACACGCUGCGGGUGUUUGGCUCCGGCAAGUUCAACCUUUUGGAGAUUCCUUUUUCAUUCACUAAACAUCAACGGAUCACCGGGAAAUGGGAGGGCAGUUCGGCGGGCGGCUGCUCCAACUAUCGGGACACGUACAAGAGUAACCCCAUGUACCAGCUGCGCGUGGACAAGAAGGGCCCACUGCUCGUGGAGAUUCGAGGACCCAAGCAGUACAGCGUGGGGUUUGAGCUCGUGGUGGUGAGCACCGAGGGGGACUCGGGAGCUGCGUUCUCAAGGAAAGGCUCUGGAGAUUACAGGAGCGGAUUUUGUUACCUGGAAUUGGAGUCGCUGCCAGCUGGGAUCUACAACCUCAUCCCGACCACCUUCCUCCCUGGCCAAGAGGGCCCGUUCUUCCUGGACAUACACACGGCCGCAGCCAUCAAAGUCUCGAAACUGCAGGGAUAACAGCGGCCGUCGUCUUCACGCCACCCAUUGCAGCAAUCAUUCGGCACAUCGGGAAAACCCGAGUGGCGGGAAUUACACGCUCUUGUUGCCCAACGAUCGUUGGCGGCGGUGUUUUCGAAGACGCUCGUCCAAAAUCCUGAUAUUUACUUACAGCCUGGGCAGGACACACAUCGGUUUAAUGCUCAGCUAUGCUGACCACCAGUCCUCUGGCUGGCGUCUCAUCCCCUGCAGAAAUGACUGGUGUGGCAGUGAUUAAAUAUCUUGUACCAAAACACCAGGAGACAUCUUGAGAUGAGUGACAACAUAGUCUUGCGUCGCUCAAUUUAUUGUAAACUAAACGUAGUCGAAUGAUAGGUUGCCUUGAACCUUGACAUUGUGUUCUCAGCCACUCGCCGUGCUCUGUGCACCUUGCCGGAUGUGUCGCUCGCAUGAACGGCGACGGUGGGCGGUGCAAAUCGGUUGGUGGCAGUGGCUGCUGCAGUGAGAAGCUGAGUUGUGCGUAGCAGAUUCGGCACAAACGAAUUGGCCUCCGUUUUACAUGGCAUCGCGGUUCUUGGAAAUCGUGUACUUAAUCUACAUUUUUCUACUCUGCAUUUAUUACCCAAAUCUUCCCGGGUUCAUUAACAAGGAUUAAAAGUGAAUUUAGUUUACAUUUUAACUUAAUCAUGUGAACAUAUUUGUUCUAGCCCAACGCAUGUUUCAUACCGCAAAAGUUACAAUUUCUUUUUGUAAAGCUAGCAUUAAGUGAAAGUAAUUUAAAGCACUUUUAUUCUGUUAAAAUACUGUUGCCUUUGAAUACCGGUUUAUGCAAUUGUCUGCAUAGUACAGCAUUUCCCCAAGCGCUGGGUUGUAAGCCCCAGACGGGGGUCGCGUUAGGAGCUCGCGGUUAAAUAUGUAAGUAGCGAUUCGCUCCCUUGACUUAAACAACAAGGGUUAAAGGUGUGGCCCUGCAGUUGCUUCCCCAAGCGACUGCUGGCAGAAGGGCCUCGCGCUCGAGUCAACUCGAGAAGGAACUGUAUUUGGUCUACUCUUCCACGUUGCCCUGACGUGCUGGACGAGGUGGCCGUGCCCACGACAGUGAUGCCAAAAUAUAGGUCUGAGGUAUCGCCAUGUCAAACAUAUUUGGGAAACCCGAGAUGAGUGUAAUGUGUAAUGUGUUUACUAAAACGGGGAAAGGUUCUGUUUAGAUAUUACCGUAUGCAAUUUCAACUGAAGAGGUAUAUUUUGCCAUGAUGGAAAUGAUUUAUUAUUCGAUGGGGUCGGUUGGUGAACCAAAAACAUAAAGUAGAAACAUUAAUUGUGUUCCAUUGUGUAGAUCUUAUCCACGAUAUAAAUGUUACAAUUGAUAUUUUGUCUGGACGCGACUUUAAAUCUGAUGCCGUGCGGCAUGAGAUGCUUUGUGAAAAGUCCUCGACCAGAGUGGUUGAGGGUUGACGCGUAUUGUCGGCUUGCGGGGAUAGGUGGUGAACAACCGAAGCCAGUUGAUUUUUGCUCCUUUAUUAAUAGUUAUUCAUUAUUUUCCUAUUUAAUAAACAUUGCUUUCGAAUAUUAA
This is a messenger RNA of Lethenteron reissneri (Far Eastern brook lamprey), 4357 nucleotides long. It is a transcript of the gene CAPN7, whose product is annotated as calpain 7. Gene Ontology annotation, biological process: proteolysis. The record is from RefSeq and is a predicted model, not a curated record. Lineage: Eukaryota; Metazoa; Chordata; Hyperoartia; Petromyzontiformes; Petromyzontidae. Gene Ontology annotation, molecular function: calcium-dependent cysteine-type endopeptidase activity.